GCGAGUGGAACCCGCCAAGCGCUCUUUCUGCCCAACUCCGCCGCCGGCCGCUUAGGGGGCGGUUCUCGGUUGGCUUAGCCCGAGGAGGUCCGAGCGGGUUGCCCGGUUCUGCCCUGUCCAGCCGACCUCCAGGGAGAAGGGAAGGCGUUGACUCCGGAGGUGGCAGAGCUCGUAGGACUCUCGAGGAAAGUCUCCAGGCUGCAAAUUGCUUUUCUGCCCGCCUGAUGGAGAAUGUCACUGGUGCCCUACCUGCUGGGGCAGUGGCUGCUGUAUUAAAGCCCAGCGCAGAACUUCCCAAAGGGAGCUCAACUGUACAUGGCUAUGAUUUUGAUCAUGGAGUAGACUAUCAUGCUUUGCUCCAGUCUUAUCUCAACACUGGUUUCCAAGCUACCAGUUUUGGACAGGCUGUGAAUGAGAUCAAUCGAAUGAUAGAAGCAAAGUUGACACCAUUAGGGGAAGAUGAAGGCAACCAUGCUGAUUUGAAUCCCUGUUCUCGCCGCCUGACUGGCUGUACAAUUUUCUUAGGCUUCACUUCCAACCUCAUCAGCUCAGGUGUUCGCGAGUCCAUCCGCUAUCUGGUGCAACAUAACAUGGUUGAUGUUUUGGUGACCACAGCUGGCGGCGUGGAGGAAGAUCUGAUCAAAUGCUUGGCACCCACUUACAUUGGAGACUUUAGCUUGCAAGGGAAAGAACUACGACAGAAUGGAAUUAACAGGAUUGGGAAUCUCUUGGUGCCCAAUGACAAUUACUGCAAAUUUGAGGAUUGGCUAAUGCCAAUCCUAGACCAGAUGGUAAUUGAACAAGACACAGAGGGUAUGAAAUGGACUCCAUCAAAGCUCAUUGCUCGGCUUGGCAAGGAAAUCAACAAUCCAGAAUCAGUCUCUUAUUGGGCACAAAAGAAUAAUAUUCCUGUAUUGAGCCCAGCAAUAACAGAUGGAUCCCUUGGAGACAUGAUUUUCUUCCAUUCCUAUAAGAAACCAGGUCUUGUGCUGGACAUCGUAGAAGACCUGAAACUCAUUAAUAGCCAGGCCAUCUUUGCCCGGAAGACAGGAAUGAUCAUCUUGGGUGGAGGCCUUAUUAAGCACCACAUUGCCAAUGCAAAUCUGAUGAGAAAUGGAGCUGACUUCUCCGUAUAUGUCAACACUGCACAGGAGUUUGAUGGUUCAGAUUCAGGAGCUCGGCCUGACGAGGCAGUGUCCUGGGGAAAGAUCCGUUUGGAUGCCAAGCCUAUCAAGGUCUAUGCUGAUGCUUCUUUGGUUUUCCCAUUGCUGGUUGCAGAGACUUUUGCUCAGAAACCAAAUGCUUUCGUUCAAGAAAAGAAAAAUGACUGAAUUGGGAACUGCUGCAUGAGGCAUUUUUCAAUGUUCAGAACUGCCUGCUUUCGUCCUACAUAACAUCAGUCAACACCUAUGUUGAAAUUGCCACGACGAUCUCCCUGGAUGAAAGGGGGAAUUGACCAUUCAGACAGCAACCUCUACAAUCCCCACACGGCAGAAGUGGUAUCCCUGCAUAUUAUACCUAAGUUGGGAAGCAGUCAUUCUGUCAACCAUUAAUCUUUGCAAUGAUGGAUCUUGUACUGCAAAAUAUGAUGCAGUUGGGAAGGUGUGAAGACCCUCAAUUGUGUGCUCAAUUCUUCCAAAGAAUUUUUAUGCAACGGUGGAACACCUAAGGAUUCUGGAAUUUGAUUUGUGUGUUUGUUUGUGUGUCGUUUAAGGACUGAACCAGGCCAUAUCUCUGUGACCUGGUCUCUCCUGUCUUCUCAGUUAGCCCCCGAUAUUUAUUCACGGUGUUUUAUGUGGAUUUGACGAAGAGUCAUCAUUUUGUAAUAGUUUAAACAUAUGAUUGUUUCUUAUUUUGGGAUGCCUUUUUGCCAUCCAAAUGACUGUGCAUGAGUUAAGAACAGCUGGGUUUUUUUAUUAUUAUUAUUUUUUGUGGGGCAAAAUUAUGAGCUGAUUAAAUUUUUUUAUUGAAUGAUAUGUUUAAUAUUCUGCAUUUGUUUGUGGGCUUUUCGAGAUGACACAGUUUUGAUUUGCAUAAUAUGGAGAAGUGGAAGUUAAAUAAUGGCUUUCAAUUAUUUUAAAGAAAACAAGGCUUUGUGGCAAAGAACUCAGUUUUACAGGGUAAUCUGAAGUUCCAAGCCUUCAGUAGUGCUGGAUAAAAUAUUGUGUUUCACCAAAAAUAAUAAUUGACCCCCCAAAAUAAACGUUUGGCCUUAUUUAUGGGGUGGUCUUAUUAUUUUUGAGGUGCA
Messenger RNA from Thamnophis elegans (Western terrestrial garter snake), 2248 nucleotides. It is a transcript of the gene DHPS, whose product is annotated as deoxyhypusine synthase. Lineage: Eukaryota; Metazoa; Chordata; Lepidosauria; Squamata; Natricidae. The transcript has 10 exons. The coding region runs from base 225 to 1331 and encodes 368 amino acids. Gene Ontology annotation, cellular component: cytoplasm. Gene Ontology annotation, biological process: peptidyl-hypusine biosynthetic process. Gene Ontology annotation, molecular function: deoxyhypusine synthase activity. The record is from RefSeq and is a predicted model, not a curated record.